UCCGGGCUUUCAGGUAAAAAGCCACAAGUGAUCAAGCGCAGCCGACGUCCUAUGCCAAUGAAGGAAAUCAAACCGAGUUUACUCCGCCCUGAUCGCGGAGAAGCUCGAGGCGGAGACGCAUAGUCUUGGUAAUAUAAAGCCGCCCGUACCCCAAGAUCCACACCCCGCCUUCAUCGAUGCGGGACUACAUAUGUAAACAUUCCACACAUCUGUUCGUUGUCUCGCUGAACAAAAUAAUUGCAACAAUUAUGUCUUUCACUGAUUCUCACCAGGAUUUCGGCGCCAAACGACUCGACAAGCCAGUGGUUCGUCUCGUUGACUUCUCGGACAACACGGUAGUCCGACAAGUAUCAACGAUGCUCCGGAGGCUGUGGCUUGUAGACCCGCCUCUCACAGACGAGGAGCUCCUGCAAGAGACCACCCUCAAAGAAUGUUUCCAGUCCAUCACACAGGCAAUUGGAAACGGAAUCUCGGAUGACCCCGAAGAAACAAGGUGGGACCACAGCUACUGGUUGUCGCACACCGAGCUCCGAGUACUUAACCCGGCAGCAUUGGCCGCAGCGGAGCCAUACGAUGUGAGGAGUGUCGUGUCUCCAUGGCGAUCGGAGAUUUACGAGAUUUACAAGCACGUCUUCAUUGACCUGUGGCGGAUGUUGAAGGAGACAUCCGGGACGAACAAGUUCGCGGCGUUCGACCCAAGCAAGGAAGGAUCCGUGACUCUUGGCGUCCUCAAACCCGAGAAGCUGAAAGCUGACAAAACAGCCUUCCGUACUGAUACUUUCCUCUACCCGGUUUGGAUCAACCCCAAGGCCAACAUUACCUUCAGCGUUGAAGGGAACGAGCAUGUCUGGUCAGAUGUUGAGCCCUCGGCAUGGACCAAGGGGCUGUGGGCCGAAGGCGAGAAGGAAAUCACGAUGACGACUAAAAUGGAUGAUGUGGAGGGGGACCAAACCGGCAUAGCGGCUGUCUUUGUAAUGGGUCAUUGUGAAGAGGCGCCCCUGGAACAGCCAACAACCACAUUAGCACCUGCAGACGGUGGAAGUGGCCUGGCUUCUGAUGAUGAGCCGCCUGAGUUUGUGCCGGAGGCAGACCACCUUGCUAGGGCAAUCUUCCUCAGGGCGGGAAACGCAGUCGAGCAAUGCGCAUUCGAUGUCAGCGACGCUGAGAUCGAACAGCUCGAAGACACAACGUCCUGGCUAGAGGUGGACGUUCAGGAAAGUGACACGGUGUACAAGUCACUUCCAAAUGACCACAGCAUCAGGGUGCUCAUCGUGGAUCCUGGAUCGGCUGAAUCGAACCUUCAGACGCGUCUGGAAGUUGUGGACCUGGACAAAGAAGUCGGAUAUGAAGCAAUUUCCUACACAUGGGGGAACCCAAAAGAUCAAGUGUCGCUUCCAGUCGGCGGUCAGACCGUCUCGAUCCCAAAGAACCUUGAGAAUGCCCUGAAGAGGCUUCGAUACCCAGAUCGCAGGCGAUAUAUCUGGGCUGACGCCGUCUGUAUCAACCAGGCGGAUCUUUCUGAGCGGGGUCAACAAGUGUCGAUUAUGCGGAACAUUUACUCGAAAGCGCGGAGAGUCCUCGUCUGGCUUGGACAGGACAAGGCAAACUACGCAAAAUUGGCCUUCAGUAACAUUUGCGAAAUAGUUCGUUCCUGGCGCCCUCCGACCAACCCCCAAAAGUUUGCCAGCUACAAGGACGCGUUCGAGCCUCAGCAGAACGGGUUGCGUAUUGACGAGGACGGCUGGACGGCCCUCCAGGCCCUUUUCCAAACGGACUACUUUACUCGUUUUUGGGUGAUACAGGAGCUGGUCCUCGGACAGAACGUGACGGUAGUCUGGGGUGGCCAUACUAUCAACUGGGGCCUGGUCGGCAUCAGCGCGGCGUGGCUGCUGACCAGAGGAUGGGCAACAAACCCAGACUGGCCCAUCUCGGCUGCAUACAACGCGUUCCUCAUCUACGUCCUCCCGUUGGCCAGGCGAAGCGCCAUCUCGAGCUUCUCCAAGCUCGACCUGUCUGCCGUCCUGGCGACGACGAUGGGCAAGUUCAAGUCGACAGACCCGAGGGAUCGGAUAUUCGCCCUGCUUGGUAUGCCGUUCUCGGGCAACGAUCCUGAAAAAGAACAACUCGUGUCCCCAGACUACGCCGCGGACGUGCAAUCAGUCUAUACGAACGCCACGAGGCGCAUGCUUUCACAGGACCUGAACCUGAGGCUUCUGAGCGCCGUACAACACGGUCUUGAGGUUGACAGCAGCACGUCUCCUUCCUGGGUGCCGAGAUGGGACCAGUCCCUGUUCGCCGAGCCUCUGGCCCUCCGACAGGAGCAUGGGUACUACGCCAACGCUGGGGAAUUAUUCAUCCUCGGAGACGAUACUUUUGGAGCAGAAGGGAAGUCUCUCACGCUCACCGGCCUCGAGGUCACCACCGUGUCAGAAGUGACGGAGCCAUUCACCGCCAGCAACAUCUCUUUCUCGAGCCAGCCAGACAGCCUCAGGGACGCUGUGCUCAUCAUACUGUCUUACCUAAACGACCCAGACCGCCAGGUCCGCUCUUCCUGGAGCGCAACCAUGGAUAAAUUUACCCUGCCCGGUUUGAAUGACCCCGAGAGGCAGGCCGAGUUACUCUCAUCCGGCGGUGGGUUCAAGAUGGCGGCCACGACCGGCAUUCCCGGAAAGUACGGCAUGCGCAAGUCGACCGAGAUCCUGGAUGGCGAGAAGAUGAGUACCGACAAUUUGGGCGAGUUCCUUCUGUACUGGCGGGAGCGCUCCUCGUGGGACGCCGAGGCACUGCGGCACGACGACUUCAAGGACUUCUGGGCCGCCGUGGAGGCGGAAGGGAGCACUUACGCAAUGGAACGAGCAAUGUGCUCGAUGAACGCCUUCCUUGGGCGCAGGGUUUUCCGGUGCGAGGAUGGGAAACUCGGUCUUGGGCCUGCAGCGAUGAAACCCGGGGACGUGGUCGUUGUCCUGUUUGGCGGCAUCGUUCCGUAUAUUCUGAGGCCGCUGGAUGGUGAGGAAGACGAGAAAAAGUGGGUGUUGGUGGGUGAGUGUAUCGUGCCUACUAUAAUGCAAGGACAGGCGGUAGAGGAAGCCGGACUUUUGGCAAAAGGGACGUACGAGAGGGAGGCGGAUGGGACGCUGAGGUUGAACCCAGUGGAGCAAGAUGAGCAAGAUCCGCGGUUCCAUCGCGAGGUCGGAAAGAACGGCGUUAAGAGGUUCGAGAUCAGGUAGCCGACUCCCGGUAUCUAUUCUAGCAAUAUUGGAA
Molecule: messenger RNA, 3261 nt
Organism: Diaporthe batatas
Lineage: Eukaryota; Fungi; Ascomycota; Sordariomycetes; Diaporthales; Diaporthaceae
Exons: 1
Coding region: 177-3227 (1016 amino acids)
Source: RefSeq, a predicted model, not a curated record